CUGGGGAGGAUGCGACUGCUGCUGGUGGUGGCGAGUGUGUGGCUGGUGGCCGCCGUGGGGCAGGCAGGGGCCAAGCCGCCCAACAUCGUCUUCAUCGUCGCCGACGACAUGGGCUGGAACGACGUGAGCUUCCACGGCUCGGACCAGGUGCCCACGCCCAACAUCGACGCCUUGGCGUACCACGGGGUGAUCCUCAACGGCCACUACGUGCAGCCAGUCUGCACGCCGUCCCGGUCGGCCAUCAUGACCGGGAAGUACCCCGUCCGACUGGGCAUGCAGGGCCACGUUAUCCUGGGGGACGAGGUGCACGCGCUGCCCGAGGGCAAGAUCCUGCCGCAGUACCUCAAGGACCUGGGCUACGUCACCAGGGCCAUCGGCAAGUGGCACCUGGGCCACUACUCCAAGGUCUACACGCCCACCUACCGCGGGUUCGACUCCCACCUCGGCUACUGGAACGCCGGCGUCGGAUACUACGACUACAUAUUUGCAGACCAGGGUGCCCACGGGUACGACCUGCGCGAGAACCUGACGACGGCGUGGCAGUACAACGGCAAGUACGCGACGGACGUGUUCACCGAGGAGGCGGAGCGGCUGAUCCGGGAGCACGACACGGAGCGGCCGCUGUUCCUCUACUUCGCGCACCUCGCCUGCCACCCCGGGGACCACUCGCAGCUCAUCAACGCCCCGCAGGACCUCAUCAACAGCUUCUCCUACAUCUCGCACCCCGACCGCCGCAUACUCGCAGCGGUGAUGGCGAAGAUGGACGAGUCGGUGGGGCGUGUGGUGACAGCCCUGCACGAGCGCGACAUGCUCAACAACUCCAUCAUAGUGUUCGUCGCCGACAACGGGGCGGGCAGCGACGUCAACUGGGGGUCCAACUUCCCGUUCAGAGGCAUAAAGAACAGCCUGUGGGAAGGCGCAGUGCACGGUGUGGCUGCUGUAUGGAGCCCGCUGCUGCAGAACACGUCCAGGGUGGACCACGAGCUGAUGCACAUAUCGGACUGGCUGCCCACGCUGUACGCCGCAGCAGGAGGUAAUGCGUCAGACCUGCCGGACGACCUGGACGGCGUGAACAUGUGGCCGCGGCUGGUCUCUGGAGAGCCCAGCCAGCGCACGGAGAUACUCCUCAACUACGACGAGGUGGCCGAGAACGGCGCCGUCCGCGUCGGCGACUGGAAGCUCGUCAAAGGUGUGCAGAACAACGACUACUACGCCGGGGCAAGCGGCGCUGAGGACCCGCUGUUCACGCCAGCCUACGACCCAGAGGAGGUGCUGGCCAGUCCAGUGGGGCAGGCGCUCUCCAGCGUGGUCGUGGCGUCCCCGGAGGCGGAGGACGUGCUGCGGCUGCGCGCUGAGGCGACCGUGUCCUGCCCGGAGCGGCCCGCCCACGGACUGUGCAACAUCACGAGCACCAGCGGCUGGUGCGUCUUCAACAUCAGGCAGGACCCGUGCGAGGCGGGCGACGGUGCGCCUGCUGACAUGCCGGAGGGCCUUGUGGACAAUCUGCUGGAGCGGCUGGAGACGCUGUCGCAGCCGCUGAUGCCGCAGCCGGGGGCCAACGUCACGCAGACCGACCUGGCCGACCCCAAGCGCUGGAACAACACCUGGGUGCCCUGGGUCGACUGCAUCGCCGACAACGCAGACCCCAUGUGCAACGUCGUCACGUAG
Schistocerca serialis cubense is the source of this 1668-nucleotide messenger RNA. Its product is annotated as arylsulfatase B-like. NCBI's taxonomy places the organism in Eukaryota, Metazoa, Arthropoda, Insecta, Orthoptera, Acrididae. The coding region runs from base 10 to 1668 and encodes 552 amino acids. The transcript has 8 exons. The record is from RefSeq and is a predicted model, not a curated record.